AUGCAUAUUCCUUGUAAAUUCUUAACGUUAGCUAUCAUUGCUUCUCUUGCCUUGAUGGCCUCUACUCAACCAGUUACUGAUGGUGUAACUAACAAUUAUGGAAUCAGUAACAAAAUCAGAAACCCUAGAUUAGGUGGCACUGUCAUUCCUCAACAAUUAAAGAGACGCCAAGUCAUUGAUAUUGAUUUGACUGCCGGUAAGUUUAUGAUGGUUCAUGCUGUCAAUGCUCCUGCUACUGCUUGUUCCCAACCUGCUGCUGCUCAACCCAGCAAUGCGCAGCCCGCUCCUCAGCAGCCUGCUGACCAACAACAACCUGCUGUUCAACCACCCGCCACACCCACUGUAGUUGCUCCUGCUGCUACAUCUCAAAAUGCUGGCCCUGCUACGGAACCUCAAGCUUCCGAACAACCUGCCACUACUGUUAUCUUGUCUGCCUCUCCUUCUUCUAUCCUUCCCACUGCUGCUUCAGAUAGCUAUCCCUCUCCUAUUCCCACUGCUGCUCCUACACAUACCUUUAUCCGUCCCAAAUUCAGUGCUACUUAUUCAUACGACCCUCAUUUCACAUAUACUUACAGUUUAAAGGAUACUGAUCCUUUGGAUGAUGGUAGAAAGUUCAUGAAGAAGCAAAAGAAGAAGGGUAAGAAACAAUCUUCGUCUAGAGCAGCCGCUCAAGCUAGAGCCUCAGCUUCCGGCGCUGCUGCUUCUCGCGCCAGGCCUGCUCAAACGGCCACUGCUCUUCGUCCCGCUAAACCUACUCACACUGCCUCUGCUUAA
Mycotypha africana is the source of this 774-nucleotide messenger RNA. RefSeq lists its product as uncharacterized. Bases 1 to 774 code for a protein of 257 amino acids. The record is from RefSeq and is a predicted model, not a curated record. The transcript has 2 exons. NCBI's taxonomy places the organism in Eukaryota, Fungi, Mucoromycota, Mucoromycetes, Mucorales, Mycotyphaceae.